AUGAACAACGCUUCAAGCGCGUCGGGAGACGAGCAUAUGCUCGAUCAGACAGACGCAUUCAAUAUCUUCUCGGGCGACUUCAAUGACUUGCUCUCCACCCUCUCAAACACCUCACACAAUCAGACUCAGCCGGCAUCAGUUCCAUUGGCUCAACCUUUGUCUACUAAUGAAUGGGACUGGCCUGUUGAUGGCGUAGGCAACGAUGUGCACAUGUCUGCAUCCUUGCCUUCACAGCCAGAUACCAGUGCUGCAAUUUCUUUCAACGAAGUCGAUAUAAACGCAAUAUCUUUCAUGAACGAGCUACUUAGUCUUGAUCCGUCACUCUUCUCCUACGACGCGCUCUGCGCGGUCAGACAAAUACCACCUAGUUCUGUAGCGCCUGCGGAUCCAAUGCCUCUGUCCUCAUCUGAAGCGAAGGACUGUGUGCAGAACAUGAUGCAUCCGACGAAUAUGGAUGGCUCAUCUUCAUCCUCCGCCUCCCUCUUGACACCUUCGCCUGGAAUGGAAUACAUGAUGACGUCACCAGAACCAGGACCUGGACAUUUACAUCUACAACACGCCACCUCUCCUCAGACGGCAGUGCAUAGUGCCACCAAUUCCGAAAUAAAGAAACUCUCUACGAGAGCAAGGGAGAUCGUUGGUCUUACGGUAGAUACAUCUGAGCAAACACAUUUCAAUAAGCUGCCGAUUCCACGUCUACAUCCUGCGAAAUCCGACACUGGAAGUCGCCAACCGUCUGUUUCGUCUUCCGCAGGGCAAGCAGCGGCGUCGCCUUCGUCGUCAACUUCCGCAAAUCCGCGCCCAAAACUUACCCAUUGUGCCGUUGAGCGCCGAUACCGAACUAACAUGAGGGAGAAUCUUAAGAACCUACGUAGCGUUGUCCCAGCGUUGCGAGUACUGGAACUGAAACCUGGAAACCGUAUCAGCAAUCUUUCCUUAAAGCCAGGAACACGACGCAUUGGUGGAGAUGCGGAUGCGGGCGUGGACACGCGUCCCGAAGAUGUCGAUGUCGUUGACGAACGCGGGUUCAUCGACGGCGUAAAGGUUGCACGAAAUGGUAGCAAGACGACAGCCAUCUUAAAGACAAUCGAAUAUGUUCGCGUACUUAAACGCCGUGAAUUACGCUUGACGCGUGAACUGGAAGGAGUCAAGACUCUCGUACGGAGCUUCUCAAAUGGAGAGGAAGUUCUGCAGCGUUGGGAGGCAAUGUGGCGGGAAAAGUUCGGCGGUCCGGAGAAGGACGAACUGGAAGCGGAUGAGAAGCAGGCGAGCAAGAGCGGCAAGGAAGAUGAGAACGACGGAGACACCGAUAAUGCGGAGGAAGAGUCGGGCAUGUCAGGUCGCGAGAGUAGGAAGCGAAUAAAAACCAAUUCUUCGUCUUCUACUUCGACCAAGGGAAAGAGGGUCGGCGGAAAGACUGAGGCUUCAUCCCGUAGCCCAGCAAAGGCAACAGAGCGCGCAGCGUACGUGCCUAUAGCUCCUUCGCAACCGAUGGCUGCUUCAGCUCAGGCUCCGAGCGUUGCUGUUCCCGCACGCCCAGAAAAGAGGAAGCGAGGCCGACCGCGUAAGAAUCCGUUACCUCCAAUCCCCUCAUCAAGCAGCUCGGUACAGGAGACAUCGACUGCUCAGAAGCAGUCCGUGGCUGUUGUUUCUACGGCGAGAAAGGCAGGAGAGGUGGAAGAGUCAAAGCCUGAAGCCAAGCAGGACAUCCCAGCGUCGGAACGAGAGACUCAGUCUGGACAAUAUUUCCUUGCUGUUUUCGCCUUCCUUUCUUUCUUCAACUCGCAUCUACCCUUUCCUUCUACCUCGUCCGGCGUGCACAGAAAUUCUCCUUUCGCACAUUCGCAUCUAGGAACCGUUAUGGGCAUGCCACUGUUAGAAGGAAACGUCACAAGGAGCGACGAAUCGUUCAUGGCUACCGUUACUUUGAAUUGGCGCGACGUCUUGCAAUUGGUUCACUUGGCUUUCUCGGUGUUCCUGGUAUUUUCUGUUAUGCGUCAUCGGCUACUUCGUAUUGUCCGGCUACUUUCAAGACGCUCGUAUUCCGCAUUAUGUGAGCUGAGUGAUGUUGCAACUUCGCUAGCAGUGCCAUCAGAGACUAGUUCAGAACCUCCAAGUAGGGAAUACCAAGAUGUUGCGCUAAAGUUUCGUGAAGGCGCGAGGAAGCUCAGAAUGGAGUGCAAGGGUGGACUAGUUCGACCUGAAACGGAAGCACGGUACUUUCGCAAGGCUCUUGGUCUAAAGCGAGGGUUAAUGGGGUUGCUACUGACGGCCUUGCGCUUGGUCAAGUUCCCAGAAAAACAUGAAUACUGGAGGCUAGAAAGGAGGCUAUAUAUCCGCAUUGUAGAGCUUACGGUUAUGAACGUGGAUUCUACUUUAACGGAUCGCCUGCAAUUGUUUCUAGGCCUGUUCCUAUUCAGACAUGGUUGUUCAUCUUCUGCGACUGAAGUCGCCUCUUUUGCACUCGUGAUGCUACCCUUGUGGCGUUCCAGAGCGUUACAUUUAUGGGAAACUGCUCGCGCUCGCGCACAGGGCCGAAGCUCAUCCUUCUCGUACAUCUACAAGCCCUUCGAGAAGUUUGUUCUCGAAAGUAUGACCGUCGACGAGGCGGCGGAGAGGAUAUCGAGGUUGGACCGAAACGCAGCAGGUCGUGUCAUCUCGGUGAACGACAUGAGAGGGUGCAAUGGCGAGGAGAGUAAGCAUCGUGAAUAUGCGAGCCUUAUGGCAGCCCUCGCUAGGCAAGCGGUGCAGGAACAUAUUCGUACCAAGGCGGAGCGUGUACUGUUGCAGAUUAUUUCUGACGAGCGAGAGGACAGCACUUUGUCGACCGAAAACGAUAACGAGGAAUUUCACAGGGACUGUCUUCUUGCUGUCGGUCGUUCAUUAGAGCCUUGUACGAGAGCGCUCGUGGAGUUCUUCGACAAAGUCUGCAACUCGGAACUGCCAGAGUCUGACGCAACCCCUGAUGCAAGUAUCAAAGGCGAAGAAUCUGAUGCAUGGAGGAAUAUCUCAUUCGUGCAGGACGAGCUGCGGACGUUGUUGGAAGCUAUUGUACUGUAUCGACGUAUUUUCUCUGCCCAGAAGAUGGAGCUUACACAAGACGAUGGACCUGAAGAAGAUUUUGAGAGUGACAGCAGUGCGAAGGGUUUACCUCCGCAGGACACGUCGGAUCGCCUUGCAUUGAAAAAAUGCUUAGAGUCUGCGGCGUUUGAUCGCAGCGACGCGCUGAAGGAAGCUCGGAGCCGUCUUCUCGACGUGCUUGGGGAAUGAGUCGAUAGACAAGAGAGGGACAAUUGAUACCAGUUAAUUUAAUUUAUGGCUUGUCUUUCUUUGCCUUGUAUU
This is a messenger RNA of Fomitiporia mediterranea MF3/22, 3342 nucleotides long. RefSeq lists its product as uncharacterized. The transcript has 3 exons. Bases 1 to 3270 code for a protein of 1089 amino acids. The record is from RefSeq and is a predicted model, not a curated record. NCBI's taxonomy places the organism in Eukaryota, Fungi, Basidiomycota, Agaricomycetes, Hymenochaetales, Hymenochaetaceae. Gene Ontology annotation, molecular function: protein dimerization activity.